GUGAAUGCCGUCGCACGACGGACCGGAAGUUGGAGCUUCGAACCCCACAGGGCCAAAGAUGCUGGGCUUGUUCGGAGAGUGGUAAGGAGUACACGUUCAAGGUGAACGCGCUGGCUGAACAGAUGGAGGGACAGUCUGUAUCCUGGUGGCCUCCGUAUGGAAUCAACAGCCCGCCAAUUCUCUGGAUUUUCAUGGACGCCUGGAGUGUUGUGGAAGCCUGCCCCGUCAUCGCGGGAUACAUGUUCUUAUUCUUCUGCUGCCUGCUUGUACGCAAGGCGGAGGAAUUGACGGGUGGCCUCAUCCCCUGGACACGCUGCGUGCCCAUUUUCGGGCCAGCACUGAAGCGGGGUGAGGCGUGGCGCUUCGUCACCUUCACCUUCUUCCAUCUGCAGUUCCUGGACCUGUUCCAGAAUCUGCUGACACUCCUGGACACGCUAGAUGUCGAGGCCACACCGGCAAUCGUUCUUGGCGACGGCUCGAACUUGAAAUGCGGUGUCGGGGCCAAGACAAACUUCAUGUGCUACCCCAGCAUCGGUUUGGGCUCGACCCACACCUUGGGCGUGGCCUUGGUGAGCUCAGCGAUCGGCGGCAUGUGUAGCACCUGGGUGAAGUUCGGCGACGUUGUGGCAGGUGCGUCUACGUUGGGCUUCGGCCUCUCAGGGGCUAUUGUGGCCCUCUACGCCCUCUAUGCAGGCGCUGCUCUGGACUCCACGACCAGUGUGCAGCGAAACUUCGAGAACUGGGUCUGGCUCCGCUUGAUCUUCGUUGGCUUCCACAUAGCGAUGGAGUUUGUACGAGGAAUCUCGCAGAAGGAUUUGGCUGGCCUCUGGGCUCAUACCACCUCCUUCGUUGCCGGAAUUGCGUACGUUCUGUACUUCUUGCCACCCAUGGGCGACGGCACGGCACCCGAGUGCAUUCGGCUCUUUUCCAGCGUCUAUGAGUACCAGGUGCCAGAUAUGCAGAGGCAGUGCUUCCUCUUUUACAGCACCGUUGUCGGAUCAAUGGUCCUGGUGUUCCUGGGCAUAGCAUCUGAACACACGCAAAAGGGUCCUGACCAUGAUAGGCUGGAGGCCACCGCAGGCGCGGCCCGUGGCACAAAGUGGCUGGCACUCCCAUACGACUGGUUCCAG
Symbiodinium pilosum is the source of this 1130-nucleotide messenger RNA. NCBI's taxonomy places the organism in Eukaryota, Dinophyceae, Suessiales, Symbiodiniaceae. The record is from the annotation of a GenBank genome assembly.